AAAGUAACUCAUCAUCUGAUAAGCACUUGCUGAGGCAUCUGGGAUACUGGUGUGUAUCGCAGCACAGACAAGUCUCCUGUAUCCGCGUACGUCUUCAAACUUAUACAUGAUGAUAUAUACUGAAAUGGGUGCCUGCAGCACAGUGUAUCCAUAAAGAUAUCUUUUUCAAAGAAUGUAGGUUUACUUACCAUAUCUGGUAUUAUUUUAGAGAUAAACUCCAUAGCGUCUUGGUAUACACCAAAUUUAGAUUUAUGGUAUGCCGCUGAUAUAAGGAAAUUAUGGAGGAUUCUAUCCUCAUCAUCACUAUUUAUAGUAUGUGCUGCUGAGUCAUCACUUUCAUCAAAUAUGAUGAGUGAUCUCACUAAAUCACGUUCGUGGAAAUGGAAGGGUCCAUGGCGGUAAUUUCGCCCCCUGAAGUCCAGAAAGAUUGGAAAAUAGAUUUUAUAAUCUAGAUAAGCCUCAGCUAUUUUCAUAGUAUAUAGUUCGAAGGUUGACGCGUGUAUAUUUUUUAACAAUACAGAUUUCAACUCACUAUAUCGAUAAAUCGUUGAAAGCUCCUCGUGUUUAAACAAAAGGCUAGAUAGUAGCCUGAGCGCCUCCUUUCGUUUAAAUAAAGCUAGAUUCUUCGGCCUGAGAAGCCCCACGGACACUAAUACACUCCAAUGUUUUUGUAUAAAAUCAUAGACUAAUUUAUUAAUUCGAUAGGGCUGCCGCUGAAGCUUCUUCACAGCACUCAACACUGGUUGAGAUCUCUCGCGAUCGAUAUGUAUGUCAAAUACACCAUAAUCUUUUUCACUUAAGAGAGUCGGACUAUCUCCACUCUCCCUUUGUAGGGUUGUGAGGUAACCACCUCUAUAACUCGAUAGAGGGGUCAGAUUCGUUAUAUAUGGAUCCGAGACUUCCGCGGUUGCGGUGGGCCGUAAUUCCCAAUCGGCUGGAGGGUAUACCAUAGGUAAGGUUGAACAGAAGGGUAGAUCUUUAAUGUCAAAUAGACAAUCUACAUAGCCCGGGUAUAUUACAUUUUUUGGCUUCUUAUUCUUCUUAUCAAAGAGAAAAACAGGUUUUUUGACUUCUAUCAAUUUCCUGCUAGCCAGCCAGCCAAACAGGGCUUCCCCUAUACCGGGCUCCUUAUGUUUACUGAUUCGAACUCUUUUUCGAUUCGUUUGUUUUGAUAUGCUCUUUUUCUUUCUAUCCAGCUCGGAAUGUACAUCACCAUUAAAGGUAUCCACACCUUUAUCUUGCAAUAAGAUGUUUUCAUCUUCAUUUAUCUGCUUAUCACCCCGCUUAGCUUUUUUGCGCUUUCUACCCUCAGCGAUUAUACGAUUAUACUCAAUCUUAGCUGCGGAAUCUAGUUCACUCACCAAUGUAGCAACUUGAACACUAGCCUUCUCCAAAGCAAACACAUUAAACUGCUUGCUUAAGACAAAUACAACUAUACAUUCCAGUGUAUAGGUGCCCAUAGCUCUAACGAUAUCUAGAUCGUCUGGUUUCUCUAACUUAUCAAGAAGGUAAUCCUUUGCUGUUUGCUCAUCUAUAUUGAUGAACUUAUUCUUCAACUGACCUAAUGAUUCAUAGACAUUGGCCUCAUAAAAAUACAUAGUCAUACGUUCUAUUUUAGUUUGAAUGCCUUUUAAUUCCUCAGCCGUCUGAUUGGUCUUAUUAUUAGAAUGAUCUAGUAGUGUAUUAAACACUUUAUCUUUAUUUAAGGGUUCCCUGUACCCCGAAUUCAUCAUAACCUCAUUUUCAUAUGUUUCAAUGAAUUCAUCCCAGAAUUGGUAGAGUUUUCCCAUAUCCUCAGCUGUGCGCUGACCCCCUGGAGGGAUCCAGUGUUCAGCGUUGUACUUAUUAUUUUGCAAACCCCAACGUUUGACUGUGUCAACAUUGAUAUCUUCUGAAGUACCGACUUCUACACCCCGCCUUAGUCUCUCCCAUUCAGCCUGCAUAGACUCUCCUAGCUGCUCUCUUUUUUCAUCCUCUAAAUCAGGGUCUCUAUCCGUUGAUACCCUAACUGACUCCCUGAUCGGGUUAUAAUUACAGUUAAAGAAAUCGCUCUUAAUUUUAUCUUUCUGCAAUUCUAAUUCACGCAUUUCUUUCUCAUAUCUAACCUCAUACUCGUAUUCUCUAUAUUCCAAUUCAGGAAUCUGACUCUUUUUCAAGAGUCUUUUCACUUCGGCCAAUUUUUUUGCUGUCAGUGGAGGAUAGUUCAUAUUUUUCUUUUUUGUGUGUCUUCUUGCAGGUUGGAUUUAUUUAGUUUGAGACAUGUAAGGACUUCUCCGGAGAGGUAUUCUCUGCAGUUCUGUCCAUCUCUGUCGGCACCAUUGUUAUCUGUCUCUUAAUAGUAGAGGAUCGCCGACGCCCUGUCUUUGAAGUAGAUACCUGGUUGGUAUCUUUAUGUAGAUUGGAAAUGUGCUUGUAUACUUUUCUAUUGCCCAGUGACUCUGAGAAAAGUGGGAAACCAUGUCAAAUCCGCAUGCUUGGCCUUCGGAUUCGUAGUCAUAGGUGCCUUGCUUAUAUUUAUUUUCAGACAGGCGGCAUAGGAUCAAAGGUUUCGAACCAAGAAGUUUCCCAUUCCUUUGGCGACGCAGGGAAGUCUCAUUUGGAAUUUCAUAUAGCCAGUGGAAAGAGGCGGUUUCUGAGAAGCAUCCAAAGGCACUGCGAAGAAUAUCCAUGGCGCUAAGGACUCGAUCGGAGGUGCCUUCCUCAGGAAGAAUGGUUGGGAAGAGACAUCAUGAAUCCUCAUUCUUUCGAAUGAACUUAUAUGAAUUAUGCAUUUUUCUCGUUUCCGUCCAUUUAUGUUCAUCCACAUUUUAGAAAUAGAAAUUCAUCCCGAAAUAACCAACUACCGCUUUCCUCGAACUCUGGCUUCUGCAUUAAGUUAAGUGAAGGUAGUCUAGGGUAAGGCCCGAAGAAGUCAUUUAAGAAAUCGAAUAAGAAGCUCGAAAGAAGUGAAGGCGUAUCAGAUACGGAUCAGUCUCUUUCCCCGUAGGCAUGAGUACGGCACCCUUGACUGGUUCUAACCAUUCAUUCUUCCCUGGUUCGACGCUUUCUCUAGUGGAGUGGAUAUGUGUUCGUCUACUUGACCUUUGUUGGUUCAUACAUACCUUUUCAUUCCUGCUAGUAAGGCAUCCCAGCUUUGCCUGUCCCCACGACUGCCCGCAUCAACUUGAAACCGGAGAGCACUGGCACUGAGAUACCUUACUUACUGAAUUUCCUGCUGGCCUUCCCUUACCUGCCCUUCCAUUUAGGUUGACGAAUGGGAUUUCCUUUUCUAGAAACACUGGGAGACUGGGUCUUCUCAGACAGAGAUGGUUCUGCUCAGCGAGAGAACGAGCAUACGAAUCAAUUCCAUGCCCUGAACUUUGAACCAGAGAUCCAGCUGGCACUUCUCUUUUGAUUCAUAACCCUUGCUUUGGAAUAUCCGGUUGACUUGGGCAGUUUCUUCUAUAUCUCGAAUGCUUCAAUCGCCAGGCCAGGUUCGAUCAAAGAAGUUGAUAGCGCGAAAGCUGUUUUAGUUAGUCACGUGCAUCCUCGCCUCUUGCUGAGUCAGGCUAUCAAGCCGUUGCGCUGCGUCUAUCCGUUUUCUUGUUGGGUCAGGUUGAGUUCUAAGCCCGUGUAAAGUGAGCUUGGUCUGGAGCAAGCUUGACUCGUACAAUAACUCGUCUCGUCUCGUAUAGUAUAGACGUUGAAGAAGCAGUCAAUGGUGCCUGCUCUAGAAAAUGCAUAUAUCAAUCAAGGAAGUGUUCCAGAAUUCGUCGUAUCCUGAGGUGAAUCUUGCUUGUUUUGCUAAUGACGUAAAUGGAAAUGAAAUGAAAUCUUGCUUCGUAAUGAAUUCCGCGAAUCAAGAGCUGGAAGAGUGCUUUCAACUCACUCCAAGGGGCAAGGGAUGGCACUAUCACGACUGAAUCGCCUAUUCGACUAGUGCCAAGCGACCGAUAUCCUGAUUGCCAAUCGAACCCAUAGGGACAAGAAACAGAUCAAACAAACCAUUCACAUCACAUGACCCUGACACUGUGCCUAUCUCGUCUCGUAAGAAAAGAAUUGGGUGGAGAAGCUGGCCUGGUCAAUCCAAGAAAAAAGGAUCCGUCCGAUUCAGUGGUUUCGCCCAUAAGGGAAGCAUACUUUGAUCAGAAAGGCGGGUCCUCUACGCUUUGAAAAUAGCAGGUAGUAGGCCCAUGGGAAAACAGACUUGCUCAAAUCCAUAUUCUUGUUUCCCGAGGCAAAACCCACUAGUGAGUCAAGUGAAAGUCCUCCAAUCUGUGAGGAGAGGAAAAUCCUUAUUGCAUAGUUGAGCAACUAUCUACUAUUGAUGACUGAGGCAUUACAACGACGAAGAUUGCAGAUUUGGAAAGAGUAUCAUUGUCUGACAACUCUUCCUUUAUACAGGAAGCAACAGUAGGAAAUAUGAGGAGUUUAUGUUCACAUCCACCAACCUACCAGCUUACUAGGACGGACUAUGAAGAACUGCAGCGGAUGACAAUGGCGCUUCUAUUCGAAUCGAACACAAAGACGACCCAAAUACAAAUACUAUUUCAUUUCAUUUAGUAGAGUAGAGUAGAGUAGAGGAGGGGAGCCCCACCUUUGAUAUCCAGUCGUGUGCCUGCCUGCUCUUAGAUAUGAUUAUUUCGAUUAGACCGCUCUGCUUUGAUCGGGAUCUUACUCCACUAAUGGUUCUGUUUUCGUACCAACUGCCCGGCCUAGCGCUUUAAAAAGGGCUGUCUGCAUUACUGGAAAAAAAAGUAGUAAAAUAAAAGUAGGGGCCACGUAGACUAUUCUGAGGUGGUAUGCUAAAUCCAUGAUCCACUGAUGUAGCUAGUGUGACUAAAGCUGCAGCUAUUGGCUUAACAGGUUCUAAACUCUCCCACCCGAUAAAGGAAUUGAAAGACUACCCCGGGCCCGGGCCACGUAGACUAUUCCCUUCCGCGGACAUUCUUUUAUAGUCUAGAAGGAAAGUAGCAAAGCCGAACGCAAAUACACAUGCAAAUUGCGUCGACUACCUCAUCACUGUCCAAAAUGGGGGAUACCGCUAUUCAUACAUGGAUGGACGAGGGACUCCGCUGACAACAUCAGUAGAUGACUUUUCUCUUUUCUCGCGGAAUGCUAUUAACGUUGGAAAAAACACAGCUCUCAAACUCACCCGGAGGGUGAUAGGUAGAAGCAUUAGUACCUAACGGAGCGGUAUCUAACCAAAAGGGAAGGGAGGUGAUGUUCUUUUUAUAAACAGGAUGGAGCAUGGCUUCCUUUCUUCUUAGAUACAUUUCAUUCAUUCCAUUUCUCUAUAGUUUACACUAUAACAUCUUUUAAAUCCUGACAGAUCUCGAAAAGGGUGGGGGCACUAGAACCAAAUCUACAUACACAUCGAAACUUCCUAUCUCAGCCAAGCUAGCACCUUCAUCCCACCAAUGCAUUGUACGACUCUCCACCCUCCGCCUUGCCUUUUCCUCCCUCAUGAAAUCCAAAUUUCCCGCAAUGAAAUUCGAUUUCGUUCAUGUGCAAAACGGCCCUGAGAUCCGGGACUGGUAAAACAUGGGUGCCCCAUUUUCUUUUCCGUGCUCCGCCUUAGUGCCCUUAUGAAGGCGGCGGGGAGUCCUUAGCCUUUGAACCAAACUCUAGGGAACGCUCAAUUGCCUGACGUCUCAACUGCAAUGGUGAACUCAGUGACAUACACUGAAAUGGAUUGCAUCUAUUGUUCCAAACAAGGCUGAUAUUAGCAGGGCAAGCCCUUCCAUGCAAUUUCUUGCUUCGCUCUACAGACGAAAGUGCCGGAUAGUCAAUGGUAACCAGAAGAUCUAUGGUUUUCGAGAGAAGGUAAUUGGAAAAACGAUUCAUUCCUUUGCUUUCUUUCAGAUAUAUAUUCAAUAAGUCUGACCUUACCUGAAAACGAGAUUCAUGAAGAAGCCCAAAAAGUGCCGGGCUUAGUGCAGCCCAGUUCCUAGCCAGUGUUCAGUUAUUUUUUCAGAGCUGUCCUCCUUCCCUUUAAGCUGCUCUCUAUUUGAAGCCAAAGUCACUAUUUCUAUCUUUCCUGUUAUUUCGUACCUAGUAGUAUAUAUGGAGAAUACCAAAAAGCUAUCAAUUACGCAUAGGAGUUGUAUAAAAAAGGGCCCUGACUUGUUGAAGUGCUUAUUUUUUAGAGAGAUUGACUUUUCUUUCAAAAGGAUACAUCAACCUGUAGUGAACCGGGCCACCGAGCUUGCUUUUACCGCUCUUACAGCUCUCUCUCUUCUUUUUUUUUUGGUAGUUUGGCCAGGAAAGAGAAAGAGGAAUGUACCCAUUUCUAUUUAUCCAUUCUAAUAGAAAGUACCCAAAAUGUUUUUUAAUGUAUGGAGCAGGCGUAUGAGUUGAUAUCUUCAAGAGUCAAAUCCUUUUCUUGCCCACCCAAAAGAAAAAAAUCGUUACGAGCAUCUCCAAAAUGGAAUUGAAAAGCUCCAAUUUCCAUAAUGGUAGCGGGGAAAUACCCAGGGAAGAAUCAUUCUUUUAAUCAUCCAGAUCUAUCAAUUUGCGAAUUCAAUAAAAAACGGACUGAUCCUCGGAAUACACCAUUAUCUUUCGAAGUGCGUAGUCAAUACUAUGUUAUAUUAUAUUCAAAGAAACAAGUAAAAGAGUAAAGGCUUCGCCCUUCAAUACCACACUUCCAAUCUAAAUUCCUACGAGAUUGACGUUCGAAGAAAAAGACAUGGUUUGAUAGAAACUUUAAGUGGGUAUCAAAUAAGCUGGAAUGAAUGGUAUCAAUUUCUUCUUUUCUAUACUGAAUCUGCUUCGGUAUCUCUUUCUUCCUUCCCUUCUGUAAACCAAGCAGUGACUAGCCUCUGGCACUCACUUUCCAAAGCACCAAUUGACUUGCUUUCAGAACAACCCUGAUCAGUUAUACCGGAAAUACCACCCGUACUACGUACGCCAUUCCCAACGCGGAGCGCCUUUAUUUUCGUAUUGAACUCCGCUAGGAAGAAAAAGUUAGACCGUAGCCUAGUCACUCUUCUUUCCAAUAUACUUAUAAAUAAUCGUGGCCGGCGCAAACCUAGCACCGCGUUGACAUCUUCGCUUCAAAAGCUUUCAUUUUAUUUCUUUCAAAGGAACAUGAACUAGGUUAUUUACGGGAAGUCGUCCAGUCUAGGAGCACUCCCUUAGAUUUGUAGAACGUGAACAUGAGUGGUAGACUGAACACCCACACAAUCUCUAUUUGACAGAGCAACACCUUGAACGAAAUCAAAAUACUAAACAGAGUGGGUUACCGGCUCUACGACCCCAUUCCGGGGCACUACUGUAGAGCUCUUUGGGCCUUCCAUCUUUCUUUCGUCGUUUCGCACAUAGAUACAACUGUACUCUCUAUUAGAAACUAUAUAAUAUAAUAAAAAUGGAAGUACUUUCGAGUAGUCUUACAUUCACAUCUUUAACUACUCGUUUUUUCCCGUUGCUAGCUAGCGUCUCACCUUCUUUUCCGAAAACGUAGGAACUAAAGAGGCCGGCCUUCGGCAAAGGGAAAGCGUGAAAGGAUUUAAAAAAGGGGCUUUACUAAACUAAACUAAUAUAGAAAUGGAAAUCUGAUAAAGAUGCCUAGUCUGCGCUGUUAGAAUCCAUUGGAGAAAGGCUUGCUCACUUCUUCAUCUGUGAGAUACUCGUAUUAGAAUAAUUUAGAAUAAUGGGAUUGGACCUUGCUUCGAUCCCCUCUUUAAGAGACUCCAGAAACUCGUUGACCCAUAGAUGUAAUAGCCGAAAUGAAACUCUUUUCCUUUACGCCAUAGGAACUAGUAUAGAAUUAUAAAAGAGGUCUUUCCUUUACGUCGUAAAGAGAAGCAUGUGCCUUCCACCUAUCCUUCCACGUAUAGCUGGGCUUUAAUAAAGAACGCAUCGGGCAGCGAGCGGAAAAGAAAGUCGAUUGAAUCUUGGUAAUUGAGUGAAGAAGCUCUCAGCGAAGAACAACCCGUAAAUCUAGGAAGUAUUGAAUCGGGAUCCGAUCUCUUUUGGUACACUCGAGUCAUAAGGUGUGUACAGACAGACAGGCUUCCUUUCGAAAGGCUAGGCACCAUUUGGUCCAAAGCUCCUCAUAUGAUGGGUAUAGGGUGACGACCUUAAUGAAUCAAGUAUUCAGGUGGCAGAGUUAUUAGCUACAUAAGCGCUCAAAUUCCAGAAUACUUAUUGCCCUGGCUUCUAUGAUCAACCCCUGGCACAUUUCGGUUUUGAUCUGAGGCUAUCCUGGUCUGCAGGACCCAACACAAGUAUUCAUCCUUUCCAAUCUGAAAAAGGUGUUGCCGAAAGCUUACCCUCUUCCACACGGAUGCUACAGCCGCUAUCACUUUUGCAGGAGGGGAAUUACAGAGUUCGCCUCUCGACAUCUUGUUUGGUAAACGGAAUUUUUACCCAGGCGCCCUAGUGUUGCCUAACCGUUCGGCCUCGGAUGCGAGAUCUUUAGCUACUUGUAUCAAUUUGCCACAGUGUGCUUAGAUACAAUGCGCUGGCAGCUGAGGCUUGGCAGGAUGGGAGUGAAUUAAAUUAAGGUCGAGGGAGCAGGAAAGAGUUUGUUAUUCGCUAUUGGCUUAGUACGGCCUAUACAUAAUAGGGCCAUGACGGUUUUGGCAAGGCCUUGAACUUCAUAUAUCCCUUUUUUACUCAAUCCAGAAUACCGAUAAAGUCAGAUUGAAUCAUUUAUCGACCUUUCCUUUGGAUUUAUUAUCAUAGGUAGUGUUCGAGAUCGCCUCUGUGCGGUGAACGCUCGAAUGUAGCUAACAUCAGUUUUGUCCUCGCGUGGUUGUGAAGGAGAUGCUGCUGCUGGAUGGAAUGCUUCCGGGGCGCCAUGAUCCUUCUAUCAGGAAUAAUCGAGGGCACUGACUGACUGCAUCAAUCAUCGCUCAGUGAGCUAUUAAUUGCCGCCAAUAGCGCUUCGCUUGCAUGCAAGGCGGCUAAUAAAAGCGCCAGGUAGACGCGCGGAGAUGCAUUUUUAGUACAGGUGGGACAAGCUCUAGGGGAAUAAUCUCUUUCUUAUUUCUUUCUUAUUUCUUUCCCAUGACGACUAGGAACGGGCAAAUCAAGAAUUUCACUUCGAAUUCCGGACCUCAACAUCCUGCUGCUCAUGGUGUUUCACGAUCAGUAUUGGAAAUGAACGGAGAAGUGGUGGAACGUGCGGAACCACAUAUUGGAUCACUCCAGUGCGGCACGAAGCCGCUGACGCUGAGUAGGCUCCUAUGCCGCUAGCACGGUGGAGUAGCGCGUCAUGAGCACCGGGCAAAGGGACGGUUGAGCAACUCAAGCGAACCGCUCUACCUGACUUUGGAUAAAGAUAGAAGGGAGAAGGUUGUGAAGGUGGCCUCGUUAUCCACACAUCUGGUCGGAGGACCGACCUGGGCGAGCGUAGGCGGGUCCUGGAGUGCCCGUCAAGGGCGCUAGCGCAUACCCCGGGGUGAUCAUCACCACCUGCACCUCACAUCUCGGCACAGUGGAACGUGUAACCCGCCUGCUGUCCAAGUCAACCACUUAAUUUCCUGUAAUUCAUAGCGCCUAACAGAACGUAGCAGCAAGGGACAACCCACCCAUACAGACAGCCUGCGGGGAGGAUGGCACUACUGGCAAAGACCGUCUGGCGAAAACGCCGCAGGCGCGAAGCGUGGUGGGCCUGCGCCGGGGGAGCAUAGGGAGGAAAGGGAGCCCGGACGGUGGAAGAGCCAGGGGAAGCCGGGUCAUUUGACGGAAAUGGAAGGUCCGAGCAGCUCAUUCAUUCUUGGAAAAAGAGGGGGGGAGCGGGCCAAUGUAUCAAUGAAUAGAUACAGUCAACGGUAGACAGACAGCGCUGCCUACACGCGAAUUAGCUUCCGAACAAGCAAGGGAUUGAGCAACUAGCGCUAGGCGCAUCCUCUUGCUGGUCGAGCGGUCUCAAUUUCACUACAGGAUUUGCGAAUGAAUGCUGGGCCACCUCAAAUGGCGUGAGCCGCAUGCGGGGAGACCCGCACGUACGGUUUUCAGGGGGAUCCGGCCGGCGCCCACCGACUAGAGGGACUGAGAAAUUAAUCGAGUACAAAACUUAUCUUCAAGCUUUACCUUAUUUUGAUCGUUCAGAGGGCGAUCGCGGAGUCACUGAAUGAAGUCCUCCCUUUCUUUCGGGGGUGCUGACCCGCUGCGAGGCAGAUAUGACUAAGUGACAUAUUGAAUAUGGCGACGACUACAGCAUGUCGUAGAAGGAGAUAAGAGGUGGAGCCAACGACCCACUAAGACUCACGUAUCUACAACUACAUUCCCGAGCGGCAGUCAAACGGAGGCGUGAAUGCAAGAUGCCAGCGGAAUGAUCGACCGGACAGAGGCUAGGGCUGCUUUCUUCCCACCACGUCCUUCCUUGUGUGUCGGAGAUAUAAAGCGAGUGCACCGGAAAAGAAGGGGAACAGAGUCGAUCUAUUCCAUGGCGAAGCAUCCGAAGCAUAACUGCACACUCACACGAUCUUUGCCGAGAGAUAGGAGCAUUCGGUGGAACCGGUGAACUACACUUGCUUCUUGAUAGAUGUGUGGGACAGAGGGCUCGUGGUACCUGCUGCCCACCCUUCCUCCGCUUUGAUAACCGUGUGAACGGAGAGUGGGCAGAGCAAAAGGGAAGGAGGUCCUCAUACGGAGUCGCACACUUGAGCAGUGCGGGAGACUGGAGAAUGGGUCGAGUAAACUCCCUUAGGGCCGAUUAAAUCACAGACGAGGUUCUUUAUUUUUUCUUUUAUAUUUGGAGAAAAAAGAAAGGCAGAGGUAAAUACUUCGAAGAGGCGGCUCGGUAGGGAUGGAAUGGUCAAUCGUCAAGUCAAGGAUGACUUCUUUGUUGGCGAAACGAUGGGGGAGAGAAAGCACGCCAGUGAUUCUCUGAGCCGGUCUUCAUUUCCAACGCCUCGGGAAACAGGUCGAGAUAGAUGACAGCACCUUUUUAUCCUCUUCCUUACCGGGAAGGCGCACUUCUCUUCUUCUUCUGGCCUUCACCUCCUGCCCGGCCCGGAAAUAGAACCCAGCCCCCUUUCUGAUCCAUUCAUUUCUGCAAGCAGGCGGGAUCCAGAGCUAAGCCCCCCUCCUAUUCGAAGCCGGGUGUGGCCUCGCCCUUUUGCUCUUCCUUCGGUUUGGCUCCACGAAGGCGCCGCCUAGACUAGGAGCCCCACUCAUAUUCAAAAGGCGCCCAGCUUUCAAGACGAUGAUAAUAAGUAGUUAGGCUGCCAUUAUUCCAAUAUCAUGGAAUAGCAUGGCCCGGGGCUAAGGUAACUCCAGUGGGAGAGCCGUGUUAUGGGUGACCUUAUUGCACGGUUCAGAGAGCACUUGUGUAUGUGAUGCAAGUGAACGUGUACGAAAAAGCUGUCGUAAAGUUUCGUUGUUCGUUCCGUCGUUGACCCUAUCUAUGUUUCUACGAUGGCCCAAGAACACGCUCAUUCUUCAGCCGUAGAGAGACUUUUGAAUUGUGAGGUACCAUUACGAGCUCAAUAUAUACGAGUGUUAUUCUGUGAAAUAACUCGAAUUUCAAAUCAUUCACUUGCUUCAACUACUCAUGCUAUGGAUGUGGGAGCAUCAACUCCGUUCCUUUGGGCUUUUGAGGAGCGGGAGAAAUUGUUGGAAUUCUAUGAAAGAGUCCCGGGAGCCAGGAUGCAUGCCAGUUUUCAUACGACCUGGUGGAGUGGCACAAGAUCUGCCUCUUGGCUUAUGUCGAGAUAUUGAUUCCUCCACACAACAAUUUGCUUCUCGUAUCGACGAAUUAGAAGAGAUGUCAACCGGCAACCGUAUCUGGAAACAACGAUUAGUGGAUAUUGGUACUGUCACUGCACAGCAAGCAAAGGAUUGGGGAUUCAGUGGUGUAAUGUUAAGAGGUCGUGCGACAUGAAGACAUUGAUAGCAAUAUGGGGGAAGUUCCCAUCAGGCAACAACGGUUCUGCCCGACCCUACAAAAGCAUGCAUAUGUUGUCAGUGAAGAUUUUGUGUGAAGCCUUGGAGACGACGUACCCGGGGCUAGGGUGAGCUGAGGGGGGACAGCGUAAGUGAGCGAAUGUGUGUAAGCCCAGUCAAAGAUUCCUAUUCUAGGCGGGCCAUCAACCUUCGAAUGGUGUUGGUCCUACGGACCGUGAACGGAUUCGCCUCUGGCCUCUGGGCACGUCGGAACCGCAUGAGUUCACCGGGGUGGAGCACGGUCCGCCAAAAUCGGCAUAGGUUAGGUGCUAUUGAUGGAACAUGGUAAGCCCAUCUUUCUCCAUAUGAAAGUGCUGCGGGCACAUAGAGAUGUGGGUAGAGGAAGUCUCAAAAAGCGAAGGCCGAGCUGUAGGUCACGUGACCUGCACCGAAAAGGUGGCUGACUGGGCUUUCUCCUGGAUCAAAGCAGAUCAGCUCGCCAAAUUCGUUGAUCGAAUCGGGCGCCCCGGAACGUCGAAUGAAAAUACGUGGUCUUUCUACAACCCUAUUUAUAUGAUAGGCCCGGCCCCUUUCCCCCUAUCCCUCCCUUAUGUUUAGGAGCGGGAUCUGCCCAAGAACGACCUGUGGUGGUACGGACUCCGCAAGCGUCCCGCACCCUCUGAGAAAGAAACUCCUCAACCAUCACAAGAUAAAGAAGUAUGACGCUCUGUGUCUGACUCUAUUGGUCAUAGUUCCUUGCUGUUGCGGCCGGUGCUCGUUUGCGCGCGUGUGAACCACCAGAUCAUAAGGAAAGAUGCCUCUCGGGGCAUCUGAGAAUGAUUCGAGCCGUAUGAAGGGAAACUCCCACGUACAGUUUGUUUUGGGGGGGAAGGAGCCCGACAGGGUCCCCCCACUGACUUGGCCCGGGCCUAAGUGAAAGUGAAAAAGUGAAGUGGUGGGCCUACCCAUCCCAACCUGGGGUAUGCUGGGAUUCGCGAAGAGCAGCACCUUACGAUGUUCAUGACCAAUCGGAUCUUGACGUACCAGUAGGUACCAGAGGAGAUCGCUAUGAUCGUUACUGUAUUCGUAUCGAAGAGAUGCGACAAAGUGUUCGGAUCAUUGUGCAAUGUCCUAAUCGAAUGCCUAGUGGCAUGAUCAAAGCCGAUGAUCGUAAGCUAUGUCCUCCAUCACGAUCUCGAAUGAAACUAUCCAUGGAAUCGUGCGCCGUGUGAAACGUAGAUCAUCGCCGUUCUUAACCGAGACUCAGGUUAAGCUCCGUCUCGGAACCGUCGUGGGGUUAGGAGUAAAGCAUCCCGAGGUUGGCGCAUCUCGUUGGGCGUGGAGAAGCAUUGGGAACCCCAAUAUCUUUCUUCGGAGCAGUUUCUUUUCCCGUCCCCUCGCCCCGGCAUAGCGCUUCGCUUCCGGUUCUUCGGAAGAAUCAACUGACUUCUCCCUUCUUCAUUGAUCCGGGGGAAAGGGAACCGUCUACCAGUUGGGAAGCUAGACAUCAAGGUUGUGGCUUGAUGAGGAUAACUAAGCUGACACGCCGGAGUUGGCUGCUGGCACAACAGGGUGGUGCCUUACCGCACCGCAGGCGCACGCGCGGUAGCGUUCGUGGUGGUGCUUCAGGAUUCCAAUGUACUGCGUCCAAGAUCAGAACGAGCUUGCCGGCGGACCACUGCCGUCCCAUUCUUUAGUGAGCUGGAGCGCUGCCAUCUUAUCCACGGAAAACGCGUCAAGCUAUCGCUUCGGGUCGAAGCACUAAAAAAGAAAAGGACCGGGAAACGCGGCGGCAUAGGAACCACGGGAACCCAGGAGGGAGAAAGACGAUGUACGGGAUACGGGAUCCUCGUAGUAGGCUGGACCAAAAUCCAGCCGAGAGAGGGCAGCCUUUAGAAGCAACAGGUUGGGAAACCAAGAGAAGGUCUUAUCUUCUUCCCGGCACAAAAAGAGGGAUUAGCAUUAUUGACCCCAUGAGAAAGCACUAACACCUUCGGCUCCGCGCACUGGGAAAAGGCUUCCGCGACAGGAAACCGGCUACUAGUUAGGAAGUGAACAUAAGGUAUCAAGAGGUCCCUCACAGUCAGGUGCGAUGCAAUUGCCCCCUAUUAGUCAAGUACCCCUCUUCCUAUUUUGUUUAGGGGUUAAAAUGGCUUGAUGAACCCUUCCGUUCACACGCACCGGCCCCAUUCACUUGCAACUCGUAGAGGCUGUAAGUAAAGUAAACAGUGCCCCACUAAAUUCAAAGUGACGGUGGGGUUGAAAGACGAGAGUGCCUACCCCCGAGCCGAGAGUGCCCGCCCUUUCUGUCAAGUAGGCUACUUUUUCCGGAACGCAGUCCGGAAUAAGCGUUCCUGUGUAUAUAGAUAUCUUCGAUGCUGUCAUUUCGAAAUGUCCGCUUCCUCUUUCACCUCCCAAAAAGCAAAGUUGGCUUGACGAGCGCAGAUGAGGAAGCGGGAGCAAUAAAACCAAGAAUCUCUUUCUUUUCCAAAUACUUACUUUAUUAAGAUUAAGUUAAGGGGCAAAGAGAAGCGCUUUCGCUACUGAGAAAGCGAAUGGUCAGCGCGAGGGUUCGACGACUUAGCCGAGCGUUAGCGAAGCGUCAUUCUCAUAUCAUAGCGAGGCGCUUCGAGUUAGCGAAGCGCUGUAGUAGCGUCGGAGACUAUGUGCUAUAAUGCUGAACUAAGGACGUUCCGCCUUAUCUAUAGAAGCAGUCAACUGAGUUCUGAACGAAUGGGAUCCUUAGUGGGUAAUGGCUCAAUCAAUCUAUAGAUGGAAAGCCUUAUGAUGGGAAACUACCACGUUAGGUUUGGAGAGAGAUGGGACCUGUUAUAGUUUAGGGGGAGCAGAUGCAAGCUUUUUCUUUCCAUAGCCGGCCAAAUGACUACCGGAUCAUCGGUCUACUCUACCUCAAUUCACCAUUUCGAACUUUAUACAGAAGGUUUUUCCGUACCAGCUCCUUCUACCUAUACCGCAGUUGAAGCACCUAAAGGUGAAUUUGGUGUCUUUCUUGUCAGUAAUGGGAGUAAUCGUCCCUACCGUUGUAAAAUAAGAGCACCUGGCUUUGCCCAUUCACAAGGACUCGAUUCUAUGUCCAAACAUCACAUGCCAGCAGAUGUAGUCACCAUCAUAGGUACUCAAGAUAUUGUGUUUGGAGAGGUAGAUAGAUAGGACGUAGUCUUGCUCGAUCAGGACCCUUGCUUUAUUGCGAGCCAAAACAGCUGCGCUAUUCAGUUCUACAUCUUUUUUUACAUUUAAAGAAAUGUGAAAAUGCAGCCCUUUAGUUUUAGUUACAGAUGUGAAAAAAGUAAAUAUCUCUCUGUCUGUGUAGGUUCGGUUUGUUCUUAUCGAUCCAUUUCUUCGAGUGUGGGUGUCCUACGCUACUUCCGUUCAUGUUUACGUUCUCAAAAGACCUUGGAAAAACCAACGCCGACCAAAAUCCAAGUCUCCCUUUCUCUUUUGGGAGCAGAGCUGAAAAAGAUGGAAAUAUGUGCUAUGUGGAAUCACCGUAUCUUUCACUUUGGGCUUGACCAAGCAAGCCAGGCGUCUUCAAGAACUUUUAGUUCAACAACGCGAAAAGGAAAUCCAAUUUCGGUAAGACUUUGUCUGAUCUCCAUGCGUCUCGUGGUGGCCGCCUUACCCAUUUUUCUAGUUCUAGUAAUGUGGUUUGGGUCCCAGGGGUCUCUUCCUAUCGAUCCCCAUAUUCUGGAGGCAGUCAAGGGAAGUUUCGUACGGCAGGGGGUGCUUACAAUUUGCCGGCUCCUGGGGUUCGAUAUGCCCGUUUUCAUUAUUAUUCUGGCAGCCAAAAUAUUCUAUAAAAUACUGUUUUGGUUGUGGGGAAUUUGACUAUGUCCGGGACAUACAACAAUAUUGUUUUCGAUGUAAGGAACCUUACGAAAAUUCCAAUUGAAAACAAUAUUGUUUUUAUUUAUGCAGCUGUUUUUUGAGUAUGGGAAACGUCCUCAGUUCUUCGAUUCAUUUUCCGAUCGGUAAUAUUUCCUGGUGUAGGCAUAGGAAACCGAGGCCCACCAACCGUAUACUUGUUGGUUUGGUGGGGAAAGAAGAGUGGGUAAGUGGGCUUCUUUCAAGGUUCGUACAUAUCCUCAACUUCGACCUGCAGAGCCAAAUUAUCUUACUUUUACCAGCUUAUUGCGCGUAUUCUGACAAGUGAUUCGAUCUCAUCAUCACCAUAAUUGUCGUUGUCAUCUAGAUUGCUUUCUUCACAAUCCUCGUCGUAACUGGCAUAUGUUUAAAGAGGGGCCUCCUCUCCUGCUUCCUGCAACAAAAACAACAAGAGAAGUGGAGUUUUCUAUCAGAACAAGACUAUUACAUACAUCAAGUAUUAUCAAUAAUCAAAAAGACUCUAAAGAGUAAGACGUACAUAAAAAUCGUCUUCUGUUUGAGAGUCGAAUUCAACGACCUUCCGGGCAGUUAUACUCGGGUACGGCUUGGAAGGCUUAGCGCCCUUAACCUGACAAUUUAAGUUCCCUAUUAUUGAUUCGAUUCCCCAUUUCCUGGACAAACAACCAGGGUAGCUACUUGGUGAGUUAUACUUUGUACUCUUCGGUGGCUUAGGAAGACAACAUAGCAUUGAUUAUGAGUCAACAUUUUUCCCAUGUUUAAGAUAGUGAAAGCUUAAAACAUAUCUUCUCUUUCCCAUCAAGCUAGGCUAGGCAAGGUGCGCUUCCUUUCUGUAAGAAGAGAGUAGCAACGUUGUAAAUUCAUUGUUCACCACACUCUCUGUGAACUAUCAUCGGUAUUUAGAUGUGUAAGAAAAAUUACGAUUGAAAGCGAGUCAGGUUUAGCUCGUACAGAAGUCCAAACUUCAAAACUUGAUAAGAGAAGUCCUAACCUAUCGUCCAAAAUUACUUGCUUGCGGCAGCUCAAACGAAACUGCAUGGGCAAUCAUAACACCGCUGCUACAUUUCAAAGUUCCGGGAUCGGUGGCUAAACCUACAGAAAGAAAGGUUGUCCGUAAAAGCGAAGAUCAAUAUAGAGAUGCUCAGCAAUAGCCUCUUUCCUUUACCGAGACUAUUCCGUCUCAAAGUGAAUCUGCACUACUUUUGAUUUGAUUUGAUACAGACUGAAAGAAAUGCAUGCUCAAAUUCAAAAACGAACAAUCUCUUCCUUGGUGCUGAGAUGGGCAGGCUCCUUCGCGACUUCGAUCCGUCCAUUCUAUUCCAUCACUACUUCAGUACUUCAGAUCUCGUCCGUCGGUAGUGAAAGAAAUCAGUUCUCUUCCCGCUCCAGCUCAAUAGCAUGUGCUUUCCUGGCACUUGGAAAUCCGGAACAUCUGAAUGAGUGGAGUGAACCAAGAGAGGCACUGCUCCAGUGGAGGGUUCAUGGCCAUACCAUAGAGUGCUUUAACUGGAGAGGAUUGCAGAAGUGAUGAGCCGAAUUGUACCAAGCCAAUGGCAACCACUUAACCCACUGUUUUGGAGUAGAACUUACUGAGCACCUGAGAUACAUCUCAAGACACUGAUUCAUUCACUCUUUCAGUCUGCCCCUCAGUCUGAGGGUGAUAGGCAGAGCUCAACUGCAACUUAGUGUCCAAUAGCUUGCCCCUCCAAAAGGAGCUAGUGAACACCCUGUCCCUGUCAGAUACAAUAGUGGCUGGCACUCCAUGCAACUUCCCAAUAUUGUUUAGGAAAGUGGUAGCAACUGAAGCAGCAAUGUAAGGAUGUUUAAGAGGUCAAAAAUGGGCCUAUUUGUCUGUCUACCACUACUAAUAUAAAUAGAACAGAGAGCCCUUCCGAUUUAGUCCGGCCCUCAAUCCAUAGAUAUAUCUUUCCAAGCUCCAUCAGGUCUAUUUGUGCCGGUGCCGGGCUGCCAUCUCAUCUAUGAUGAAGAAUCUCUUGUCAUACCAACUCGUUUACUCGCUGGCACUCAAAGAAAUGCAAUUGCAAAAGAAAUGGUGAUUGGUGCGUUGCUUAGGGGGCUUUCUGCUUUCGAUGGUACAACCCAAGUCGACUACUUACCAUAAUAACCAGUGCUGGGCUCUCUCGCGAUAACAACCCACUUCGUUGCGCCUUUUUUCUUGAUGGGUAUGGGUGAUCUUUGGGGCGGGUUAGGGUUCCGGAUCAGGCAAAAGUAAGAACUAAAAACGGAUACUUUUGAAUGCUUGGGUUGCUUUGAUUGAAUCGAUUGAUUCACCCUUGGCCAGAGAAGAAGAUAGGGAAUUCCAUAGAGUCUUGAGAGUAGAAAGCAGCUGAUAUAGAUGCCACCCCACCAAAUAAAUCGUAGGUAGAAUGAAAGUAAGUGAUUACUGUAGUGCCAUGCAUUUGGGAUUACAGUGCCAAGCAUUCGUGCUGGGAUUUGAGACAGUGCCAAUCUCAUCUCGAACUAUUACUAGCAAAUAAAUCAUAGGUAGAAGGAAUCUCAGUGAUUACAAUUACAGCAGCGCCACGCCAGUAGAGUAGAUUCCGUUCGUUCUAGCAAUCAUGCCAGAACUCACUGAUCCAUGUGCUCCCAGAAGGAAGGAUCUCGUUCCCAUAGCAUAGCCUAUAAUGAAUGUGGCUUUCCCCCCCAUCUCCUAUCUAUAGCUUCUAUAGCUUAUAGCUGGAAUGACCUAUAUGACCGGAACCACCUAAACAUCUAUAUGACCGGAACGGAACCUCAACCUAUAUGUAUAUGACCGGAACCUAAACAACCUACUGGACUUGCUUUGCUACUUGAGCCUAAGCUAUAUGAUCUGAACCAACCCUAUCGGGACUAGAUCCUGUCUACGGACUUGAUCCUGUCAUGUCAACGGACUUGCACUUGCCUGUCAAUCUUGACGGACUUGAUUGUUUCAAUACGUCAAUCAAUACGGAUUCUCUUUCCUGUGGAAAUGCUAUCUACCUGGAAGGAAGGUUUGUUUCCCGAAGGAAGGAGAUGGAGAUUCUUUCGCUGGAGAGAUACUUCUCAUUGGAGAGGAGAUACUUUCUCUUUUCGGGCUCGAAAUCUGUCCUGUCGAUUUCUCUGAUUUAAGGGCGCAAGCACAAUACUGCACUCUCCCUGCUUGCUCGCCCGAUCCGUCGAUCUUCUCGAGAGGAGCAGUUCAAAUCACCCUGUACGGAUCCAUUGGGAUCACCUAGAGCCGCGAGUCCAGUUGAGUGAAUCCUUUCAGGCUGGAUGGAUGCGGUGGGCUAGCUCUGCUCUCUUCUCGAAAUUGCAUAUUGCAUAGAGUAGUAUUGUACGAAACGAUAUCUCGUAACGGAAGGAUGGAAACCAAGAGAAAGAAGACAGCUCUAUCUCAGAAGUGAGCUCCGUCUCACAAGUUAGCUCCGUCGACACCUCGAGCUAUUCAAACGAGUGUUCAGUCAUCAGAUCUCAAUAUCGGGUUGGGAAUCUUUCUAGACUAAAAAGUUUCGUUUUCGUGGGUCGGUGUCAAGUCUAUCUCUCAUGUUGCUCCUCAGAAAACGCGUAGAAUAGUAAUGUCAUUGGCCCACUAGAUAAGGAUGGGACAAACGCUCUAGUCUAUGCGUUAGAAGGCAACUAGUAUUUUUGGUUAUUUUGGGAGGGAGUCUUUUUCUGUCUUGAGGGUUGGUUUGAUUGGAAAUCGAAAUGCCUCAACUUGAUAAAUUGACUUAUUUCUCACAAUUCUUCUGGUUAUGCCUUCUCCUCUUUACUUUUUAUAUUCUCUUUUAUAAUAAUAAUAAUGGAAUACUUGGAAUUAGCAGAAUUCUCAAACUACGGAACCAACUGCUUUCGCACCGGGGGAACAAGAUCCGGAGCAAGGACCCUAAUAAUUUGGAAGAUAUCUCGAGAAAAGGUUUUAGCACCGGUCUCUCAUAUAUGUACUCCAGUUUAUCCGAAGUAUCCCAAUGGACCGUCGACUAUUUGGGAAAAAGGAGGAAAAUCACUCUGAUCUCAGAUUUCGGAGAAAUAAGUGGCUCACGAGGAAUGGAGAGACAGAUUCUCUAUUUGAUCUCGAAGUCCUCAUAUAACACUUCUUCCAGUCGGAUCACUUGUUGGAAAAACAUAAUGCUCACACAUGUUCCACACGGGCAAGGAAGCAUAAUCUAAUGAACUUAGAUUCUUUUCUUUCUAUAGGACUGAGGAUCCUUGCCUAGAUCCAGAAAAAGUUGGAUGCGCCGGAAGCUGAAGCGGAAAUGCAAUUCUCGGGUGAGGAAAGGGUUGUCUCAGGUACGCCUGGGGCAGGAUUGAAUCGAUGUACCUAAGCUAAACUUAUAAGAUUGAACCACCUAUAGACGGAAUUAGGAGAGCUGAGGUUUAAUCCAAGACCAGGAAAGCACCAGCUAUAUCGAAGCCCAAUGCCAAGCAAAGCCCUAGACGGAAAGUGAAGAAAUUGGCUUCAAGCUUCGCCCUUAACCCAAGAUGAGGUGGAGCCUUACCCCGACACAAGGUGGGACCCUCCCAUUAGGAUAGUGGGCUUAGUCAGACCAACAUAGGUUGUCAACCAAAAAGGAGAAGCUCCCGUUAUUGUUGGUUUAUGGACCUAAGACGAGAGGAUUGGGCUUAGAACAAGACCUUUCGGUGGAUAUGAUCACAUCUUCAUGACAAUAGGUGUACACCUUUGGCCUCACUCAAGGUAAUGGGUGACCAAACCUAACGAGUCUAAACAAAUUGGAUCUUAUUGUGUGACAAAAACUGAGAUUGGGAAUGCUUGGCAGGUAUUUGAGUACCAGUAAAUUAGGGAAAUCAAACACAUAAAGAAGUUUUCUUUCCAAGCCUGGUACACCACACUUAAGUAAGUCGAUUCAGAUUAGCCAACAAGCGAAUCCAUUCCAUUAACUCAGUCAACUCUUUCUGGUAAAAGUGCUCAUCAUUACUACUAUAUAUAAUAUAAUAUAAUAUAGUAAAUUACAGACAACACUCAAUGCUAAUGAGUGGAUCAAGUCAUUUACUAGUCAAUGAACUGACUAAACCCUGUCUGUUCUGGGAAUUGACCCACUUAACUAUACUCUUAGGGCAAGCCGCCCUGUGGUAAUUAACUCCGUAAAAUCUGUAUCAGUCUUGAGGCAAUUUGGAAAUGCUAGACAAAGAUAUUAAUCAGAGUCAGUCAAUUCCCUAGCUACAGUUAAUAUGAAAAAUCCCGGGUAGGUAAUUCAAACACGCCCCACCCAAUAGGUGAAUCUUUCAAAGUGUGGGAAAUCUCCCCUUUCUUCAAUCCUAGAAUCGAUGCCUAAGAAAAAGGGUAUAUCUAUUAAAAUGCUCAACCCAUUCAUGCGAUUCAAUCCUCUGCUCUGAUUCUAUUAAAAAGGAAACACUCCACUAAGUCGUACACACUCCCCAAUAAGUCUGGUAAUUAAUUCGUUCAAAUCAAUGCUCGGUGCAGCAGGUAAUGUAACUUAAUCAAUCGCAAGCGGCAAAAGAACUCAAACUCAAUCCACAAUCCGUCUCGCUCGUCUGGGAAAGAAGAGCAGGCUGUUAGGCAAGCCGGCUUUAAUACAACCUCUAGGGAAGCCAGGAAAGUUGGUAUAUACUUUGUACCAAGUACCAAACUUUUGAAACAGUUUGAAUCCAAUAAGGAAGAAAUGAAAAAGCUAGGCCGAAGGAUGAGAUGGCAUUUCAAGAGAAUAGUCGAUCAGUAUGGCAGGAAGAGGUCUCUUUGUCAAAUCCUCUAUCAUCUAAAGCUGGGUCAGAAACUUCCUUUAGGAGCAGAAGAAUUUGCAGGCCGUAGGACAAAGCUUCCAUUCUCGAAGAAACUAGCCAAGUUUGAAAACACUUAAGAGGGCUGGGUAUUGAAAGAGUCUGGCAGGAAGAAGUAUAGUACCAAGCGGCAGUAAGCCUCGAUUCGAAUUAGCAGAGAGGUCAGUUUUAGGAGGUCGGUGUCCAGUGGAGUUCAGCGAGAAACUCAAAGUAAUACAUACCUAUUUGUUGCGAUGUGAUUGCUUCGCACCUUUCAAUAUUUCUUUUACUUCUAGUGCUAUCUUCCAUCCGUUCCAGUUCAUGGAUCUUCUUCUUGUUGUAGAACGAGAAUUGGAUUGAUUCCUAUAGUUUAGUUCUCUAUUUGCAAAUUCAUUACUUAAUAACGAUCUUAUAGGCUUUGUCUCAGGCAGAUCUGGAGCGACUGGAUUGAACAGAAAGUACUCUCACACUAUAGAAAAAAGUAAAGUCCACUAAAAGUACAUGCACUCUUUUCUUACACUUAUAGAGGUUCGAAGAAAUGAGUAAAAGGUAGACUAAGUGAUCAAUCAAGAUCUUGUCUCAAAACCUACUCUUAGAAGGCUCAUUCCAGCAGCCUUAGCACAAGCAAGUAGACCGUCACAAAAGAGAAUGAAAUCAAAACCGGAGAAUGAAAUGCUUUACUUAUAAUACUAAGACAACCAGGCACUUCACUUCAGGCUUUGAUCCGCGACUUACAGAACUGUUUUGCCUGACAUUCAAUCGUUUUCUUGUCUUUUUUUCUUCCCACUACUAUAUAUAAUAUAACCUUUAGAUUUUAUACUCCAUCCAACCACUCUCUGUUCCAUUUCUCAUUCCUUAUUCCUGAAAGGAUAGGUUCUUUAUUCCAGCUGUUCGUUAGAAUCUUAGCUCGAAUUCAAUGUUCGGAUGCUCCAUCCUUCGCGUCCAAUCCCUGUCAGGAGGGGCAGCUUCCUCGAGUCCGGUCUCGGAAGCUGGGGCAAAAUAGGCCAGUCUAUCUGAGGGAACGGGACCUACAAUCAGGAUCUCUUCCGCGGAUCUCUUGCCUUGCUUCUUGACUGGAACCUGGCACUUUUAGCGUGCAUCUAGUCUGCAUAUCCCUUUCUGCAAAUCUCUAUUAGCUCUGCUGCAGAAGUGGAAUGUGAGCUUGGGAAUACCCUUCCGGUUUCCAGAAUCCUAGCUUGAUUUCUUGCGUUUAAAGGCAGGCUUGACCAACCACAUCACAUAAGCCAGCGCAGCGAGAAAACUGAUUCUUCCACGGGAUUCCGCUUCCUACGAAACAUACGUUUUACGAAUUAACGGUUACCAGUAGCGAGCGAUCCUUUCCUACAAGGUAAGGCCAUGGACAAAGGUUUUUUAUCUACCCCAGCGGGGGCAGUUUUAGGAGUCUUUUUUCAAUCCAUCUUACUUUGAAUCCGGGCUCGCCUUCACUCGGUCAAGGGGUUGCCCUUUACCUCGUUCCGUGGUCCUUUAUCCCCUCCUUGCUUGCCUAGUUUUAUUCCUUUCCGAGGCCCAAAAGCCAAGCAUCACAAUCAGAGGGUUAAUCCUCCAACCAGAACCAACUUAACCUAUGGAUAGUCUCCGCCGGCCUAGGCGGAGAUGGCCAACUGAUAGAUACUUAUCCUGCCCAGCGGGUGCUACUUCUCUUCUUUCUCCUAUUUGCUUUGCUUGACGGUGAAACCUAUCGAUCAUAUCCGGAAGUUGCUUAACACUACCCUCGAAUGCAAGUCAGCUCUUCGAUUCUCGAGAAUCGGGGUGGGCCAGGUGAUUAUUUGAUUUCCAAUAUGGAUAUAAUGAUGUGUAAGAACUGCACCACCGAUAUAGCACCCUUCCUCGGACUAAGGAUAUUCGUACUCCCAGUGCUCUUGCUUCCUUUGCACCCCGGCUCCGAAGGAUCAGUAGGGAGGACUCCGGAUGCCAGUAUCGGAAUGGAAACAUUCCUCGAAUGAUAUGAUGGUUGUGAUGCCCCGUUCGUGAUACCCAGGGAAGGGGACUACAUCAUACUUCUCUGAUCCAGUCCUUUCUUUAUUGACAAUAUUUAUUAGUUGACCACUUUACUAGGCUUUCCCUAACAAAAGUAUUCCGAGUGACCACCCUAUUGUCACUUUACUGUCCAGUUCGCGAGUCCCACUCACUUAUUUUAGUCAAACCGACCCUAACUAAAACUAAGUUAAGUAUAGUACUUUUCUCAAUGCUGCCCGCCUCUCAUCUGUUUUCUAAUCAGCUUCUAUCUUCUGUUCCAACCAAGGAAGCUCUUCUAUUCAACCGGUUCGUAUCGCCAGGCCCCUCAGGGGGUACGGUUUAUCUAAUCACACUGCUCGCUACUACAGGGAUUCCUUCUCCUUGCCGAGUUGCAGGUGUUACCACCCUAGAUAUUCUAUUUAUUAUUUGUAUGCUGCCUUCUCUCCUUCAUCUGGAUUUUUGAGAUGAUUGUUAUGUUAGUUCUUCCUUCUAUGUUGUAAGGUGCAAUCUCAUCCGAUGUUUGCCAGUUUGCCCGAGUCUUCCCGAUUCUUAUCCAGCCCAGCUAGAUUGGACCAACAUCAGCGGUGCUUCUAUUAACCCUUGCUUCUCUACUAUUCUUAGGUCUUAGGAGAACCCUAUCUUCCAUAUUCCUAAUCCUCAAGUACAGUAGGCCGCACUCUUCGAUCCUUUGGUCCUAGAACACCUUUUGUCGUAAACUAUACUCUACAUUCCCCCUCGGUCUACUCCGCCAAAGUAGCGACAAGAUUCAAUUGCUGGUUCGAUUCCAGCUCGCUAUCCGACGGUUAAUCCUUUAACCAGAGAUCAGCAUCCAAGGGUUAUUCCUUGAACCAGUGCUUCCUAUCGAAUCGAUCAUUCUUUACUUACUUUAUUAAGAUUAAGUGGGCAUCCCUCACUGAAAAGAGAAUCAAGCAGGAAAACCCUAGGACGAGGGAUAGUGAUAUUCCUUUCACCGAGCAAGAAACCAUCUCUUUCUUUCACAUAUAUAUAUCUAUUUCAAGAAGUCCAAUCCACCACUAUCAAUGGAGCACUCUACUCUAUACUAUUACCGAGUGAAGAUUUCAUCGGAUCCGGCUUGCUUUCAUUGAAGGACAAGAGCGGAUAGUUCCCUUCCCUUUCUUCGAUGAACCCUUAUCUUUCGAUAGAGAAGUACAGCGAGAUGAACGAUAAGUCGAACGACAGAACAACCUGAUGUUACUGCAUCAAGUAAUUCAGAUUGUCAUAUUGAGAUUUUUUCCUUUUUUGUACUUAUUAUUCCAAGCCAAAAGGCUAUGUUCUCCCCCAUACAGCUCGCAAGGCUCAUAACCUAACUGCUCUACUUACUUAAUUCUUAAUUCAGAAAUUCAACAACCCUCCCUUGAAGGGCCAAAACAACAGCAGAGUAGCAGGUCAAAAAGAGAGAGAGAACUGAAACCGAAGAUACUUGGGUUGGGAGAACUCUUCUACAGUACUCCAUUAACAGAAUAAAAGUAUAGACCAAUCAGCCUUCCUUAUUGUCCAAGAUCAUUACUAAAGUGUUGGCCAACAGACUAGUACCAGUGGUGGAUAGGAGAGUAAGUCCCAGACAGCUAAGAUAAACUCCCGGGUAGUGUUGUCACUGCACAAGAGGUGCGUAACAGGUGUAAGCAAAGAAGAGAGCAUAACACUGGAUUUAGAAAACGAGCAUAUGAUAUGGUGAGACAACUUUCUCUUUUUUGAGGUGAGAUGCUAGCCAGCCCUCUAUUCAUGGGUGAGAUAUCGACUUUACAGCGUUACCACGUACCAAAUCGUUCACUCUAUCAGGCAGCCGGAAGUGCAUCUCUUCUUUUUGCAGGACUUCUUCCUAGCUCCGUGGAACGAAGAGUUGGAACGAAUAGUAGAAUGUUGGGCAGCAGGAAAGACUAGUUACAGAAAAGCCAGCCCCAGUUCAUUCUGGCUAUUGCAUCCGUGGAAUGCAUAGUUAGCUCCGUUUUCAAGUCCCACCCUACCUACUUAUUAGCUUGCCCUGUUUCUAAUGCGCUGUGGACCUUGCUUGUUGGCUUCGUCGACCAAUUCAAUUCCUUGUGUCGGCUCCGAUCUAACUAGUAAGAAGAAAGAUAGAUAUAUAGAAUUGGGUGGGCAGAGUUGGCUUGCUUCCAAGAGAAUAAACACCUGGCGACUCGAAAACAUGAUGCGCUAGGUUUCGAUCAGUUAAUCGAGAUAGGCUGUACUUUUCAUUCGAUUUUGUUACCACGUGCUUUUCACUUCAUGAUCAUGGCUCAUUUUCCUAGAACACCACAAAAAAUCUCCCUACCAGUUUUAUGAGAGUGCUCAGUCAACUUCCUAUAAGAGUUCUGCUUUUGCUAAUCAAAGACAGACAUCAAUCCCUCAUCCUACUCUGUCUGUCAGUCGGUUACUCAGUUCUGUUAGCUACUCACGUGUCUAUACUAAGCUAAGAUAUUCCUCAUUCUUGCACAGGACAGGACAGGAGAGGGGAUUGCCUUAGCUACCGGUACCGAACUCCGAUCAAACUAAAACGAAAAGCUUAACCGAUUCUUGUAGAGUCCUUAGCAUUAGAUAAUGCAUGCGCACACAAGAGGAAUGAACUUGCCUUCUAGUGAUUUGGAAGGAUUGAGUCGGCUGCCCCCAGCCUCGCCCCGCAUCGCCCUCCGGGGGUAGUUACGCCAGUGGAACCAACUCACAAAGCAGCCCAAAAGCAGGAACUUUUCUUGAUUGAAUUGGUUUAAAGGUAAUUCAUCAAUCCUUAAAUUAUUCCAGGAUUCUUUUGGGAUGCUAUCCACCCUUUGAUUUACGAAUUGGCUAUAAUAUUUACUCUGGAUCCCUUCCAGCUGCAAGUCAAGAAGGAUCCUUUGAAACAUUUUAGGAUUAUACUCACAAUUGGUUUGGGGGUUUCGUAUUGCAUUGCCCGCACUAUCCAUAUCCUGGAACAGGAUUGAUUUGGCCAUGGAAAGGGCCAGCUAAACGCCUAAGCUCUGAAAGUACGGAUUGCUUCCCUUCAUAGAUUUUAUUAGUUAAUUUGAGAAGUUCCUCUGGGCUCCUGGUCCUUUCCAGAUACUGCAAACUCAAAUUAUGAAAUAUGAGAUCCCUGCUACUCAGAGUCAGAGACCCGAAAGGACGUGGUGGACUCCCUGGUUCCCCCUCAUCUGCAGGAGAAAUUGAAGAAGGUGCAGCCCCGCCCCCUGCGGAGUGACUCGGGGCCGGCGGUGGAGUAGUACCUGACUGGGUCGAGUAGGCACCCUCCUCAGGGCUAAGUGGCGGAUCUAGAAAAUAGUCUGAGCCGUCAAGAACUAUUUCAGGGGGCAGACCCGAGUGCUCUAUUGGAGCUUUGCCCUUGCCCUUAUCUUGGGCUUGACAGGUAGACUAUAAAGAGAUUCAGUACAGCAAGCCUGACACUCAUAUUUAUUAAUAUAAUGGGGACCCAGAGAAAGAUAAUAGAGAGCCAUCUGCCAAUAGGCAGAAUAGAUUCCACACUCACUUCAGAUUCUGGGUGGGUAAAGGGAAACGUGAUCUCUAUUCUGAGAGGGAGCGCGGUCGAGCAUAGACUCGGCAACAACCAAUACAUCCAAUACCACAGUAGGCCCACGUACUACAGCUUAAAUGUACUGUAUGUGCCAUCAUAAACCAUUUCAGUCGUAGUACCUAACCUACCAGGCACUUGUUUGCCACCAAGAUAACCUAAUUAACGUGAAACCAACUGUAUUUCCGCUGUAGUACCUACCAGGCUUGUAACCAAGCUAAGUGAAAUUGAAAAACAUUUUCGCUGUACUACCGCUCGUGUAACCGACGUAAUCGGUCUUAAACACCUAUAAUAUAAGGAACUCGUGUACAACCAUAACAUUUAUAUAUUUCACAGGUGUACCACCGUAACCAAUUUCACUCGUGUACUACAAAGAAGAAAAGAAAAAAAGAAAAUUAUAGCUUUCUUUUUUUUUUGGUGCGUGCUUUUCGCCUGCCUUCCCGACCACGGAUAGGCUACGGGGCUUUGCACUUCGGCCCCUGUGAAUACCACAUCAAGGUGACAGGAUUCGAACCUAUGGCCCUCUGUACCCAAAACAGAUGCGCUGACCCCUGGAGGGAUGGAUCCAGGGGAUAGAAGGUUUAGCACGGUAUCACCUAAUGUUGAUUUUGUUGAGCUAGCCAAACAAAUGAAAAUAGUAACUGAAAAUAUAGAUCGACGGAGGGAAAUGAUAAAUAAACAAGUAGCCUUCCAUUAUGCGGUAAACGUUUAUCAUGUAAACUCCGUCGGGGGUAUAGAAGAUAUCGAACAAUACAGCGAAAUCCCUCAUGUUUUAAUAGGCUGCGGUAACACAAUCAGUGCUGAUCCCUACUUCGGAGACGAAGAUGAUUGUUCUCUCAUGUGGGAGAAUUUAGUUUGGGCAGGUUUAUACGGUGAUGGAAUGAAAACCCCUUUGAUUGAUUCUCACCCAACCAAUCGAACCUAUAUUGAUAUUAUCGCUGAUGGUGUCGAUUUUCAUGAAGAUAAUAGAAAAGUAAGAGCUAUCUUCAAAAUCAUUGAUGGAAAAAUGUGUGAACUAUGGUGGCUUAAUGGAGCAAAGAGAAUGAUAGUAUUUGGACAGUUAUAGAGAACUAUAAAACAUUUUGUGAAAUGAAUGAUCCUUGUGUUUAUACACAAGAAUUCAGAGAGUUCGUUCGAGCGAGAAAUAAAAAUAAUUCUGAUUGGCCUUUUAUUCUGGAGUUCUUUCAUGCCAACCUAUUUCAUACCAAUAUAGUAGAUGUAAUGUAUAAUAUAAUUAGCAAGGACGUCAGGCUUCAAUACGUUUUGAAUUUCCCAUCUUUGACGGUUUCGUCACCAUAUAAAAAUCAGUCAGUGAUGGAUAAUGCUGACUUGGGAAAGAAAGUACUAUUUGCACUUAGCGUCACAUAUAUGCAUCAUGUGUGCGCUAAAUUUUUAGAAGGUGAUCUAUAUUUCCGGAAUGAUAUUGAUAAAUAUCGGGAUAAUCCUUUCAUCCCAUUUAUACGUUGAUGGUAAUAUAUUCGAGGGGAAGAUUUGCCUUAGCCAAUCAGCUGGUAGAGCACACCUUAAGGAUGUUUAUUAGAUGAGGAAGAUCGUUACGUUACUGAGCAGAGAUAUUUUGAGUUACUUGAGAUACUAGUCUCACCUCAAACUAGCAUCCAAUUGUUUUCUCUUUAACAACGAAACGAGGGAGAGAAAGACUUUCUUCUGGGGGGAAGGCAGGCUUUCUCGGUGUGAGAGCUAAGACCACGGUCCAGAGUGGUGGCUUGUAAAACUCCACAUAGAGCUGUCGACUAUAAGACUGCAGUCCUGAGAGAUGGCGGUCUCUCUCGGGAAACAAGGCUCAUUUAUCUCUUCUUUCUUUUUGGUAUGAUAUUUUUGAUACGAGUUUUCUAUAAAUACUCUAUACCAGAAAUCACUAUCCUCAGGGAUGGGAUGGAAUCUUGCUACCGGCGUACCUGAUUGAUAACUACGCUCAUAGCAUAUACGUCAAUUCAUGGAAUCCGCUCUGGCUCCGGGAACGAAUCCAUAUAUAUAAUAUAGGAAAGCGCCUAUCUAUGGGUUGGCGAGGAAGACUGUCUUCGGGGAAGAGAGGGUUUCGAGUAAGAGAAGGUUUCUCUGCGUAUAGGGUUUCUCUGCAUAAGUAAGAAAGGGUUUCUCUGCGUAUAGGGUUUCUCUGCAUAUAAGUAUUAUAGGAGCGUAUAAAGUACAGUAUUAUAUUAUAGGAAAUGAAAAGAGCUAUUGUAUUGUCUGGUCUCUUGUUAAUUAGCAAAAGAAGUUCGAUUGGAAGGUGCUUAUGUGACUUCUCUGUUGAUACUAUCUGUUCACGUGAUUAACUCACAUAGAAAGUAGGCAUAUGCUUACUAAGUUGAUUCCCUUCAAUCUCUAGCCGUACGUACAAAGUAUACUAGGGAUAAAAUAGCUCUCUACCACUACAGUAUUGAGCACUAGGGUAGGAGUUUCAACUCUAAAAAAUGGAAAUCCCCACCAACCUUCAAAUAUUAAUUUAAUAAAGUAUAGCAAUCAUGACAACCGAUUUCAACCGUAUGAGGGAUUUGUAUUGUAAGUUCGAAAAGUUUGUAUUUGACAAGAGAGGUGUAUCUAAUAUAUUCCAAGUACCGGAUAUUGAAUGUAGUACAUCAGUGGAAUCUGUAAAUAGAACAUUAUUGUGGAAAGUAGUGGGUUUAUAUAAGAAGUUAUUAUCUAAUAAUAGUAUUUCUAAUAGAUCAAAUGAUAUUAUCUCUAAUGAGAUUUUCUCUAAUGGCCCGUAUAUAUUCAAAUCGUUAAAUGAUCAACUAGCAUAUCAUAGUAAGUUAUAUAUGGAUUCAUUAACUAAUAAAGAUUUCAUUCAUCAAAUAUCAUAUGAAGUUUAUGAUCCUGGGUGCAAAUUAUCUUUGGACAUCUCCUAUUGUCAGUUUUAACGCAACAUUAAAUAAAUGGAAGUUUGAUUCUUGGAAAGAUUUGCUAUCUUUAAAACAAUUUACACCCGGGAUAGAUGAUGGUAAUAAGUGGUUAGAAACAGUGUUAUGGCCAGCCUAUAAAAGUGCAUUAUCAAAGAAAUAUUUUUUCAUAUCCAAUAAUUUAACCAAUUGUUUGAUAAAAAUGACAACUAUAUCAAUCAUCUAUGGAUGGAGGAAUCAAUACUGUAUAUGGUAGUAUUUUCGCACUUGUCAGAGUUGGUUUUUACACUACAGUUUGGUACAAGUUUAUACCUUGUAAUAUAGAUAUUCAACCAGAUCAACUGCUUUAUAUGUCGUGGGAUUACUUUCUCAAUGAGAGUGCUAUUGUACAAGGGUAUACUAAGAUAACACUGCAGGAAACUCAAGAUAUAUCAGAUAUAGUGAUGUCAAUCCGGGGAGAUACUCCUUUUACCUUUGAUGAGAAUAGUUUUAACAAUAUGGCUAUGUUGAAAGAGGUCAUACCACCAGAGGAACCAGCAAUACAAAUACCUAUGGAUAAUAUAGACAGAAAAUGGAGAGUAGGGGUUAGUUUAGGUAUCGUAAUAGCAUUCUGUGUUGCUAUUGGUGUAUUUCCAGACUAAACAACGAGAAGGAAUCCACUAGCUCUCUUUUCCACACAUGCACUGUCAAUUCGAUUGCCAAAGAGUGAUAAGACAAGUACCUUCGGCAGCUAUCUAUGGAUGCUUGCAGCAGGUCUGCAAUGAAUGCAUGCAGCUAAGUAAACUCCUGUCCUACAAGGCAGCCAUACUUUACCUGAAGUCACACUGGGCCAGGUUCCGUCUUUAAACACUUGCCCAAAAACCAUCUCAAAAUCUGAGUGAACUAUCCCAAUACCUUGCUGGAAAGCUGGAAACUUCAGUUGUAUAGGUAGAGAGGAAAGAUCAGCAUAGAAGUGAUGUUCAGUAGAUAUAGAAGUGAUGUUCAGUAGAUGCCGAGUAAGUUGGAGUUUCUGAAGUGCUUGUUGGUAGUUCUCCCUGCGCUUGAAUUCAAAAGCUUAUCCCAUCUUUUCUGUGAAGAAAACGAAAUAGUCAGGCGGGUCCCUGUCUGCCUAGUAGUACUAUCUUUAGUUGUGGAUUUUGUUUAAGAUCUUCUUCCUUUUAUUCCUUGAACAACAAGGAUACGGAAUUACGUUAUUAGUACUCGGUUAACGUGUUGUAUGUUAUUGUGACAAAUAAGCGAAUAAGCAUUGAUUGAGAAACUAGUUUGCCCAAGGAAGGCCUUUUGCUCUCGAAAGCCUAUUCGUCUAUGAAAAACGAAUCCCGUGUGACUGAUCUUUACUAGUACCUUCUUUUGGCUAGCCCGUUUCCACUACUUUAUUUACUAGACUCAAUGCCUAUGUUCUGGGCUAUCUGUGAAUGCUUUUCCCUGUGCUUCUGUUAGCACAUUGUUUUCCUUUACUCUCUAUUUGGCCUUCGCUAUUUGAUUAUUCUCUAUGGUCUCUGAAUUCCGAUCAUUCACUUCAAGAAGCAGCUCUUCUAUUAAAU
Zea mays is the source of this 31286-nucleotide messenger RNA. RefSeq names its product putative ATP synthase protein YMF19. The coding region runs from base 19366 to 19827 and encodes 153 amino acids. Gene Ontology annotation, cellular component: membrane; mitochondrion. The transcript has a single exon. Lineage: Eukaryota; Viridiplantae; Streptophyta; Magnoliopsida; Poales; Poaceae. The record is from RefSeq and is a predicted model, not a curated record.